AUGUUAGAAUCAGAGAAAUUGGAAUGGCUUCGAAAGAAUCAACCAAAGCUUAGGGUCUGCAAGUAUAGUUCUCUAAAUAAAGAAGGCGAUCAGAGUCAAACCACAGGGUCAAACAUAGGUAAAAGAGUUGUUUUGCCAUCUUCGUUUGUGGGUGGUCGUAGAUUUAUGGAUCAAUUGUACUACGAUGGGAUGGCUAUCUGUAGUAAAGUUGGGUUUCCUGAUUUGUUCAUUACAUUUACCUGCAAUCCUAACUGGCCUGAGAUUCAAAGAGUUAUUAAUCCACUUCAUUUGAAACCACAAGAUCGACCGGACAUCAUUUCAAGAAUAUUCAAAAUCAAGUUUGAUCAAUUGUUAUCCGAUUUAACCAAGAAAGGGGUACUAGGAAAAGUUCUUGCUUAUAUGUACACCAUUGAAUUUCAAAAGAGAGGAUUGCCACAUGCCCAUAUAUUGAUCUUUCUUCAUCCUUCAAACAAAUAUCCAGGACCCGAGGACAUUGACAAGAUCAUUAGUGCGGAAGUGCCUGAUCCCCUGACACACCCACGGUUGUACAAUUUGGUAAAAAAUCAUAUGGUCCAUGGUCCUUGUGGUUUGGCAAAUGUUCUCUCACCUUGCAUGAAAGAUAGUAAAUGCUCCAAGUUUUACCCCAAGAAAUUUCAACCUGCAACUAUAGUGGACCAAGAUGGUUAUCCUGUUUAUAGGAGAAGAAAUAACGGACACACAAUAGAGAAAAACGGUGUAAUCUUUCAUAGUGGUCAUGUUGUUCCUCACAACCCAAGUUUGUUGUUGAAGUACGAAGCCCACAUCAACAUGGAAUGGUGCAAUCAAAGUACUUCCAUCAAAUACCUUUUCAAAUACAUAAACAAAGGUUCGGAUCGAAUUUCUGCUGUCAUACAAGGUGAAGAAAAAGACAACGUUGACGAGAUCAAGCAAUAUUUGGAUUGUCGUUACAUCUCUCCAAGUGAGGCAUGUUGGAGGAUAUUUUCUUAUUCUAUACAUGGUAGAAAGUCGGCCGUAGAGAGAUUGUAUUUUCACAUGGAAGGUGAAAACUCCGUAUUCUACAAAGACUACGAGCAAGUUGGUGAUGUUUUACUCAAACCAUGUGUAACCGAGUCAAUGUUCACUUCUUGGUUUGAGGCCAACAAAACUUACGAAGAUGCUAGAUUACUAACUUAUGGUGAUUUUGUUUCUAAGUUUGUUUACCAUAAACGAAGUCGAAGUUGGAAACCAAGGAAGCGAGGAUAUACAAUUGGUCGGCUUAUUUGGGUCCCUCAAAGCACAGGUGAAUUGUUUUAUUUAAGGAUGAUGCUCACGGUUAAAAAAGGCCCUUUGUGUUACGAAGACAUCAAGACCUUGGAUGGUAAAAAACAUAAAACUUUUAGAGGAGCGUGCUUUGCAAUGGGAUUUCUACAAGAUGAUCGAGAAUUUGUGGAGGCAAUAAAAGAGGCACAUGUUUGGGGUUCCGGAGUCUUUUUACGGAAAUUGUUUGUUACUAUGUUAUUAUCAUCAUCCAUGAAUAGGCCAGAGCAUGUGUGGAGGAAGACUUGGAUGUAUUUAUCAGAUGGAAUUCUUUACGAACAACGAUUAUUGGCUGGAGAUCAAGGUUUGACACUAACCGAUGAGGAGCUAAAGGAUUUGACGUUAAUGGCUAUUGAAUCAUUGUUGCAAAACAAUAAUAAAAGUUUGAAGGAUUUCAAACCAAUGCCAUAUCCAAAAGACUAUAUUGUUUCCUUUAUAGGAAAUAGGCUUCUUUACGAAGAGCGUCAAUACAAUGUUGUCGAACAACAACAACUUUUUGCUGGUUUGUACUCUUCUCUUACAGAUGAACAGAGAGCAAUUUUUGAGGAAAUUAUGGAUUGUGUAGAAAAGCAACAAGGUGGGGUUUUUUUCUUAUAUGGCUACGGUUGA
This is a messenger RNA of Vicia villosa (hairy vetch), 1905 nucleotides long. RefSeq lists its product as uncharacterized. Bases 1 to 1905 code for a protein of 634 amino acids. NCBI's taxonomy places the organism in Eukaryota, Viridiplantae, Streptophyta, Magnoliopsida, Fabales, Fabaceae. The transcript has 4 exons. The record is from RefSeq and is a predicted model, not a curated record.